Molecule: messenger RNA, 788 nt
Organism: Microstroma glucosiphilum
Lineage: Eukaryota; Fungi; Basidiomycota; Exobasidiomycetes; Microstromatales; Microstromataceae
Exons: 1
Coding region: 107-601 (164 amino acids)
Source: RefSeq, a predicted model, not a curated record
AUGUGUGGCUGGUGCGACUGCCCGUUCAGUCCCGUCGAAACCCGUCCGGUCAAACCAUCACACCGACAGUCUGCCAUCAAUAUCGGCGCCAAGGAAAAGCCUGACCAUGCUUAUCAUUUCGGAGAGCCAAUAUCGGCUGCGCCGAGGACCCGGUCGGACACGCCUGCAGCAGCAGCUUUGGGCUGCGCCACCCGUCGACCAAAGCCUUCAGAGUCUCCCUUUCCCCAGCACCGACAGCAACAGAAGCGGGCAAGAAGACCUGAGCAAGGACACCCACAGCUCCGGGGUGGUCGGAUGCCCAAUGCUCUCACCGUUCAAGGAGGCGUUUGCACGAAGAGCGGCGGGACCACCGAAGGGCCCCCUUUCCGACAGCAGGGGGAGAGACAAGCGGACCAAAUGGAUCGUAGCGUCGACGCCUCUGCACGGAGUCACUUGGCACUGCAGCAGUCGCCGGAUUAUCGCGCAUCUGAUUAAAGGUGAUUCUAAGUUUGAAGCGCCGCUGCCCAUGCAGAAGCCAGUGGGAACAGGCAGUGGCUGCUUCAAAGCUACCCGGGAACCUCCUUUGAGCUAUACGUUCAAAGGUUCGCUGUGGCGCACUUGACCCCCUCAGCAAACGAGCAGCAUGGCAAGUCUUCUUUUGCCCUCGUCCAUCAGCGAGGUGGCCCCCCAGAGACGCUCUUGCUCGGGCUGCGAUGCAGGGUACAUAAGAAGUUCUGUUCGUUCUCGUCGGACAGUAAUUUGCUCGUUCACCAUCAGAGCACCUCAGUCAGCCCCGCACUCAUUCAUUU